Messenger RNA from Anopheles nili, 1749 nucleotides. RefSeq names its product tryptophan 5-hydroxylase 1 (gene Trhn). Gene Ontology annotation, biological process: aromatic amino acid metabolic process; serotonin biosynthetic process. The coding region runs from base 1 to 1581 and encodes 526 amino acids. Lineage: Eukaryota; Metazoa; Arthropoda; Insecta; Diptera; Culicidae. The transcript has 8 exons. Gene Ontology annotation, cellular component: neuron projection. Gene Ontology annotation, molecular function: tryptophan 5-monooxygenase activity; iron ion binding. The record is from RefSeq and is a predicted model, not a curated record.
AUGAGUGGUUCCGGCAAAGGAUUACUCGGAUUAUGGCUGUAUCACAGCGGCGAUCAGGAGUGGGCCGUGAAGGAGGGCAGUCCGUUGCACCGGCGGAAGGAAUUUGCUAAAACGGCGGACCACAGCAACGGAAACGGACGAAUGGGCAUCGACCGAACCUCGAUCGUAUUCACGUUGAAGAAUCAAAUCGGCGGACUGGCGGGUGCCCUGCGUGUGUUCCAGGAGCUCGGCAUCAACGUCCUGCAUGUGGAGCUGAACAAGAGUGGAGAAGCGUGUGACCACGCGGACGUCCUCGUCGACAUCGAGUGUGACGCGAACCGACUCGACCAGGUGUUGCGAUUGCUAAAGCGCGAAGUCCAAUCGGUCAACUACGCGGCUCCGGCUCACAGUGAUGGACCGCCACCGACGCCAUUAUCCGCGUGUGGUAGCUUCGAUUUCGGCGAAAUGCACUGGUUCCCGAGGAAGAUCUCCGACCUGGACCGGGCCCAAAACGUGCUCAUGUACGGAAGCGAACUCGAUGCGGACCAUCCGGGCUUCAAGGAUCCGGUGUACCGCAAGCGCCGGGAGCAGUUUGCGGCCAUCGCCAACUCCUACAAGCAUGGCAGCCCCAUCCCGAGGGUUCAGUAUACGCCGGAGGAAAUCAAAACAUGGGGCACGGUUUUUCGUGAGCUUCACAAGCUGUACGUAAAGCACGCCGUCCCAGAGUACCUGGAGAACUGGCCCGAACUGGUGAAGUACUGUGGCUACCGUGAGGAUAACCUACCGCAGCUGCAGGACAUUAAUGUGUUCCUGAAGCGCAAGACCGGCUUCCAGAUUCGACCGGUCGCUGGUUACCUGUCACCGCGCGACUUCCUGUCAGGACUCGCAUUCCGGGUGUUCCACUGCACGCAGUACAUCCGUCACUCGUCCGAUCCGUUCUACACACCCGAACCCGACUGCUGCCACGAGCUGCUCGGGCAUAUGCCAUUGCUGGCGAACUCGAGCUUUGCCCAGUUCUCGCAGGAGAUUGGGUUGGCCUCGCUCGGUGCGUCCGAGGACGAUAUCAACCGGAUCGCGACGUUGUACUUCUUCACGGUUGAGUUCGGGCUGUGUCGGCAGGGUGAUGGCUCUUUUAAGGUGUUUGGGGCUGGUUUGCUUUCGUCGGUGGCUGAGCUGCAACAUGCGAUCACGGCUCCGGGCAAGAUCAAGCGGUUCGAUCCCGAGGUGACGUGUCUGGAGGAGUGCAUCAUUACGGCGUAUCAGAACGCGUACUACUACACCGAUUCGUUCGAGGAGGCUAAGGAGAAGAUGCGGGCAUUCGCGGAAAACAUCCAGCGCCCGUUCGGUGUACGGUACAACCCGUACACACAGACCGUGGAGGUGUUAAGCAACGCGAAGAAGAUCACGGCCGUCGUGAGUGAGCUGCGGGGAGAUCUGAGCAUCGUGUCGUCUGCCCUGAAGAAGGUUUCGGCACUGGACGAAAACCUCGACGUGGAAUCGAUCGAACGGCUGCUUUCGAGCAGUCUACAUGUAAGCGACAGGAGCCCGAAUCCCGAGAGUCCUGACGCGGUCGAGAAGGCGAGUGAGCUGGAUGGCAAGUGAAGCGCAAGGAUACGAUAUCGUGUACAAUAAUAACUAAUGGCUUGGGUGAAAAGGCCAUUGGAAAUCGUGAAAUUGUUGCAAACUUUGUUUCCGUGAAAACGGCUUUUAAAAGCCAAUCAUGUCCCUAAAUACAUGUUAAAUCUCGAUGUGAAAAUCCGUUAAUAAAUG